Pomacea canaliculata is the source of this 1267-nucleotide messenger RNA. RefSeq lists its product as uncharacterized. The coding region runs from base 800 to 1267 and encodes 155 amino acids. Lineage: Eukaryota; Metazoa; Mollusca; Gastropoda; Architaenioglossa; Ampullariidae. The record is from RefSeq and is a predicted model, not a curated record. The transcript has 2 exons.
ACUGUAUCUGGUUUGUAUAUGAUUUCUGAUAUAAUAGAUCAUUACAAUUUUGUCUCUUAUCGCAUAACACUGCUCGACUUGAACAACCUCUUCAUUAUUCUCAUGCAGGCGCCUUCUCUGUCUGAAUAGAUGAGGUAGAUACCAUGAUUGAUCUACCUGCCCGUGUAAUUUGUUGAAGAAAAGAUUUCAGUGGACAUCAGGACAUGUACAGAACUUUUCCCUCUGCCAGUGACGAGGCGAAGAUUUACAGACAAGAGAGGUUUGCGUUGUUCGUUUCCUGCCCGGGGACCUUAGAAGAAGGGAGUUGAGGAGAGGGAUAGGGUGCGUGGGUCUGGUGUACUCGGCCCCCGGCUGUGAAGGGGGCCCGGCUAGGUCAGUAGAUUUGUUUUUUCCUUCUUCUUUUUCGUUUCUCUUUUAAAGAAGGGUUGAUGUACCAUUCAUUACUUUGGAGAUUUUUUUUCUAUGGAGCGGGGUACUACAACUUCGAACCUUUAAUGUCAUUUUUCGUCAUUUACUAACCACUCAGAUGUAAACAACUCUAUGUUCAGGUAGUGAUAUAGAUCCUAUAGUGCACUUGUCCUGAUGUUUGAAGUCUAUAUUACGUUACUAAAUGAAAUCUAGAUAUUUAUAAUCGAAUUAUAAGCAUAUUACAUACAAGAAAAUAAUUUACGAUUUCAAGUCUACUCCAGUGGCGUGUUGCAUAGCAAGUAGCGAAUCGAGCAAAGCUAGCCUAGCGAAUCUAGCGGUUAGCGAAAGCUAGCGGUCCCUGUGCAACGAGCAGCCGGAAGAGAGUUUCAAGAUGGCAGACAUGAGGCGAGAUUUGAGUGCUUUCCGUGUUUCGGAAGCUUGGCCCCGACGUGCUGAGCGAUGUUGCAAAGUCUUAGCCAAACUGGCGCAAAUAAAUAUUGAGCUUGCGCCCUCCACAAAUGAGAAAAGGGAAAACUCCAACGCCCAUGUGGUCGAUUUCGUGGAAGUCACCAUCCCACGAUACUCGACGUAUGAGUUCAAGUCCCAUUUUCGAAUGUUGCCGGAGGCCUUUGAUGUUCUCCAGGCUUGGAUCGAACCUCAUUUACCGCAAGAACGAGGUUUCAGUAACAGAACAAAACUUCUUGCCACCUUGUGGUUGCUGGCAAACAAGGAUCGAGACAUUUCGCAGACAAAUCGCAGUGAGGCCGAUCGGUUUGCCAUGAACAAGGGCUCACUGCACAGAUGUGUUAUGCUGAUCUGCAGGACACUCGUGGCUAAUCAAGGCGAGGUCAUCCAAUGA